CAGAGGGCGGGGCGUCGGCGCCAGCAGAUAAUUGCUAAGUGCAUCGCUAGCACAGUUGGGCCGAGCUGCUGAAAGGUCUGGUCGCAGAGACGGGAACGCGUAAUCCUCAGCGUGCUCCAUCCCGACAGCAUCGUUCCACGGCUCGGCAGGGCAGCGAGCCUCUGGCCACCAGCCCCUCUGCUCCGCGGAAAAGCCUGAUGAAGUCCUCCGAUAUCGAUCAGGAUUUAUUUACAGACAGUUACUGCAAAGUGUGCAGUGCACAACUGAUAUCCGAAUCUCAGCGCGUGGCUCAUUACGAGAGUCGAAAACAUGCAAGCAAAGUCCGACUGUAUUACAUGCUUCACCCCAGGGAUGGCGGGUGUCCUGCCAAGAGGCUCCGGUCAGAAAAUGGAAAUGAUGCUGAUAUGGUGGAUAAGAAUAAGUGCUGUACACUCUGUAACAUGUCCUUUACUUCGGCAGUGGUGGCUGACUCACAUUAUCAAGGCAAAAUCCAUGCCAAAAGGUUAAAACUGUUGCUAGGAGAGAAAACCCCAUUAAAGACCACAGCAACACCCCUGAACUCACUGAAGCCUCCGAGGGUGGACACUGCUCCAGUGGUCACAUCUCCCUAUCAAAGAAGAGAUUCAGACAGAUACUGUGGGCUCUGUGCAGCCUGGUUUAACAAUCCUCUGAUGGCCCAGCAACAUUAUGAUGGCAAGAAACACAAAAAGAAUGCAGCAAGAGUUGCUCUAUUAGAACAGCUUGGGACAACUCUGGAUAUGGGGGAACUAAGAGGUCUGAGGCGCAAUUACAGAUGUACCAUCUGCAGUGUCUCUCUAAACUCCAUAGAACAGUAUCAUGCCCAUCUGAAAGGAUCUAAACACCAGACCAAAAGCAAGUCACUGGAUCCAGUCCACACUCAAAGGGAGGGGAUCUCAAUAGGACAAGGAUACCAGGAUGCAAGGAUCUUUGGAAAGCACUUCUCAGAUGCUGCUUACCUUGGUCUGCCCUCUGGGCCAUCCUUUUUCAUGAAAGCCUGUGCACGUUUGUAUCCAGCUAGUUUGGUGGGCUUGCUUCUUGCCAGUAGACUUUCUAGGGUCGGGCAACCUCAUUUUUUAUUGUCUCUACUCCUUUCAAUCCAAAAUACCACUGUUUCUACUGAUCUAAUUUUCUCAAAAACUCUGAGAGAUUUCUGUGAAUCUUAUUGGGGUUUGCUGUACUAGAAAAAAAAAGUCACAUCCUGAAAUCUCUUAGAGAAAAGCUUUUCUCUAGUUUGGAUUUUGUUGAGAAGGCUGAAACAAAAGUCCUCAUACUUCCCAGGGGUCCUAUUGUUCCCGAGACAACUUGUAUGUAGUGCCCUCACUCUCUUCAGCAGCCCCUUGUGUGGGACCCACUAAUGGUCUGAUCCUUCGAUCUUUUUGAAGUCCUAACCAAGGGCAAUGCUGUCUCAUUCAGCUUUAUUUCUAGACCACAUUUUCCUGGCAACCUGGAAGCCAUUUCUUAAUUUUAGCAUCUUUUGCUAUCUAGAGAAGCUGAGAAGUUUCAAAAUCAUCAAAUCUUGGUUCCUUUUUGUGUAACAGUUCUUCCAUCAAUCUGUCACUUUUGCAGUUUACUGUAAGCAGUAAGAAGAGGCUGCAACACAGCUUGAAAAUCUCCUGGGCAAGAUCACCAAGUUCAUUAGUGCUGGUCAAGACAAAAUUGUCAGGUGGAAUAUGUACUUUAACAGCCGUCCCUCUCCCCAAACCCUGGGAAUAAAUACAUAUGCUCCCUGUGGCAUCUCCCUGCUCUUCUCCCCACCCCCCACUCUCCACCCCCUCUGACUUCAUUGCCCUUUGUAGUUCCUAUGUUUUUAGAACCCCCAGUCUGACAAACAUCUUGUUUCCAAUAGUUCAAGUAUUAGAUUCAAGUCCUUGGACACUUAGAGGUCUGUAGUGAUAGAUUCAUCUUACAAGCAAACCAUUGACAAUGCUAUAGUUAGCUAAUAUGCUAUUCCCACUACAUUAUCUCAAUUAAAAAAUGCACCAUAGACUUUAAAGAGUAUUAAAGUCAUAUGGUUAUAUAAAGUUAUAACUCUAAUGAUUUACAUUUGAAUAGUUUUUCCACUAAUUUUACCAUUUACAAAGGGCUUUCAUUAAUCCAUUUAUUUGUCACCAAAGUCCUAUGCAGGAGUUGUCUUAACCUCAGUUUAGAGAAUAGAGACCUGGGGCUCAAGGAAGAUGAGUCAUUUUAUAUCUGUUGCAUGAUUUAGAUGGUGUCUCAUGGCCCCAGGACUCCAGACUACCCCAGUGUACCCUACUCUGCAUCAUAGAAGUCCUGCAGGGACAAUAUAGAGGAUAUAGUUAUUUGGAGUGGGGAUCAUGAUGGGAGGAUCCUUUCACUAGGAGGAUUUCUACAUGUGCCUCAAUUCUCUCUACAUCAUUGACUUUGCCUAUUAUAGACACUGCAAGGACUUUUGUAGUCUGUGAUUUGUUGUUUUGGUCCAGAACCAACCCAGGUGCUCUGGAGGAUGCUGCAUCAGGCCACGGCCUCCCAGAGACUUUCUGUGAGCACAUGCUGACUUUCUUGAUCCCCUUCUUUGGCCUAUGUAUAAGACAGAGUUUUGCUCUGUUUACAAAAUGUACUGACAGCUUUCAGUAGUGGAUUUGAGCAUCUUCCGAAAGGGUUGACUGUUUAUAGUUGGUGCUGGUUAACAAAUAAACUCUGAGCCUGAAGGGGGCGGGGGGGGGGAGAAAGGAAAAGAAAAUUAGUACAGAAUCCUCUUUAUCUGUGGAUUUGUCAUUUUGGAGUUUGCUAUAAUUUAGAUGAGCUGACAGAAUACUGCUGAACUUGGAAUUGAAUGUCUUAAAAGAUUGAGUCUGUCUCCAUGGCAGCGACGUUGGCCUGGCCCCAGGAUUUCAGCAUGUUGGAGGUGAAAGAUCCUGGAGAAUGGCUUUGCCCAUUUCUCCAUUGAAUAGCUGAAGAAGUUGAGGUUUCCCAGAUGAAGCUACACUUUCAACAUAGCCAUUUAGUUGUAAUUCCAGGCCUAGAUUUUAAAUUGAAGGCUCUUUCUGAGUUCACUUGUUUUGGGGUUUUGAUAAUAAUAUAAUAAUUGUCAAAUAACUAGUAUGAAAAUUUCAUUAUCAUUGUAGUAUUAUUUUUACCACCAGCAGGCCAGUCAGGGUACCUGAGUCCUCCCUGACCCCUCAGUGACUCUUGCAUUGGUACAGACCCCAUGCCUCCUCUGUCAGCUUCUAGACCUCUUCCUCUCCAUCCCAGCCUGGCGUCUCUCCCUGAAAACUGGCUACAUCUCAUCCCACCAUACUUUCCAGUCUCCUUCCUAGCAAUCAGCCUCACACAGUAUUUCUUUUCUGUUUUUAUCAUUUCAGUCCCCUGUCCUUCCCUUUCCCAUAAGCUCCCUACAUACCCCACCAAGCCAUGCUUCUGCCAGCUCAUUCCUUUGUUUCUACUACUCUGCUUCACGGACUUCAAUUCCUAUCUGCCCAAGGGCCAGCUUGAGGAGUGGCUUUCCACCUCUACAGUUGCUGACCUGGGCAUACUAAGAGUCAUUUGGAAUUGUUGGCCUCCAGGUUCUCAAAAGGCACAUACCCCAGGACAUUUGCAUAUGAGUGGAAGGAAAGGAGGACAGCAUCUCAAGGGUUUGGACUUUUCCUCUCUCCUAAUUCCUAAACUUACAGUCACUAAAAUGUUUGAGAGAGGCUACACAUUAUUUGAGCAUAAUAGCAGGCAUUCUCUCCAUUAUUUUUUCAUUUUAUCUUGCAUUUUGAGAAAAAUUAAUGGAAUUUACAUGAUUGUAGGACUUUUAAAAAAAAUGAAUUUGGCAGGGAGCCUGGGAAGAUAGCAGAGUAGGAGGAUCCUAAGCUUACCUUAUCCCAUGGGUACACCUAGAUCACAGCCACAGCAGUGUAACUAACCCAGAAAAUAACCAAAAAACUAUCAGAACAGCCUCUCUGCAGUUAAUCAUAGAGAGUAGACCACAUCAAAAAUGGUAGGAGGAACAGAGACACAUUCAGGAGCCAAACUCCCUGUGAGACCAACCACAGACAGGAGGGACACCAAGAGCACAGAGAAGGGUGAGGAGCAGACCACACACCUGUACCCCAGACAAGAGAGACCUCUACUGGGAAGAUGAGUCCCUAUAAUAUUUGGCAUCAAAAACCAGAGGGGCUUAACUAUGUGAGUUUUUACAAUGAGUGAGGCUUAACUCUGAGUACUUUAAAUUUCAGCAGGCUUAGCUCUGUGAGAGCCACAGAGCAGUAGGAAACUGAGUCCCUGCACUUAAACAGCCAGCAUAACAAACAAUCCUGUGAAGAUACAGCAUAGAAGCAGCAGUUGAAAACACUUGGGGUAUACUGGAAAGAUAUUUAUUUACUGAUCUCAGAACGUGCACUGGAUGGGGAGGAUCUUUAUGAAACUUCUCCAAGAACAAAAGAGCUAGCGGGUGCCAUUUCUCCUCACCCCCCAACCUUCAGCCUAGAUACCUGGAAACCUGCCAGAACCAAUGUGCAAACACUCACACCUAGCUUGCUAACAGCUUACCCUGCCUGUGUGUUCUCCUGUAGAUCUGUCCCAUCCAACCUGCCCCACUUGGUGGGAGUCCCUCCAAGAUGGCACCUGAAAUUCUACAAGCAGCCCCAAUAGUGGCCAGCACUACUCCAACAUGAUUCUUGCCCUAGGAAGAGGGGAAGGUAACCACACACAUCAGUUUGACUGUACCCCUAGCAAUGAGUUAGUGGCAGGCAUCUGAUCUCACUUUUGGCAUUUCCCACCAACAAAAACCUCACAGGGGACAGGGAAAUAAGAGAACCCUGUAGUUUGGAGUCACUGCAACCCUAACAGACAGACUGAGGGAAGACAUCUGUUCUGACCCAACUACAAGACCAAGGCAGACCCAGACUGGUCUCUUAAGGCACAAGGACCAAACCCAUUCUGCAACAGGCAAAGGGGGCCAUUGCAGAAGACUGGAUUGAAGGCAAAAGCAUUUCAAUCACAACAUAAUGGUGCACAAAAUAUAUGAGACACCCCUGAGUCACCUGGUUCUGGUGUACAGGGGACACUGCACUGCAGGGCACUACAGGACCUCUUCUUCAUAAGACCACUACUUCCAAGAUCGGGGGAUGUAGAUGACUUUCCUAAUACAUAGAAACAAACACAGAGAAUUAGAAAAAAUGAAGAUACAGAGGAAUAUGUCCCCAAUGAAAGAGUGUGACAAAAUCACACCAAAGGGCUAAAUAAAAUGGAAAUAAGCAAUCUACCUGAAAGAGAGUUCAAGGUAAUGGUCAUAAGAUACUUACUGGACUUGAGGAAAGAGUGGAGGACCUCAGUGAGACCUUCAACAAAGAGAUAGAAAAUAUAAAAAAGAACCAAUCAGAGAUGAAGAACUCAAUAGCUGAAAUUAAGAAUACACAAGAGGGAAUAACUAGUAGACUAGAGAAAGCAGGACAGAUCAGCAACCUGGAAGACAGAGUAAUAGGAAGCAACCAAGCUGAAUAACAAAAAGAAUAAAGAUUAAUAAAACAAGAAUAGAUUAAGGGAACUCAGCUACAUCAUCAAGUAUAAUAACAUUUGCAUUAUAGGGAUCCCAGAAGAAGAAUAGAGGGGAAAGGGCGCAGAAAACUUAUUUGAAGAAAUAAUAGCUGAAAACUUUCCUAAUCUGGGGAGAGAAACAGAAAUCCAGAUCCAGGAAGCACAGAGAGCCCCAACAAAACCUACCCAAGAAGGUUCACCCAAGACAUAUAGAAAUUAAAAUGACAAAAGUAAUGAAAAAGAAUUUUAAAGGCAAUGGGUGAAAAGAAAAUAAUUUUAUACAAGAGAAACCCUAUAAGACUAUCAGCUGAUUUUUCAGCAGAAACUUUGCAGGCCCGAAAUGAAUGACAUAAUAUAUUAAAAGUGAUGAAAGGAGGAAACUUGCAGCAAAAAAAUUAUUUCACCCAAUAAGGCUCUUGUUCAGAAUAGAAAAAUAGAUCUAGCCUUUCAAGAAAUGUUAAAGGGAAGUCUUUGAGUGUAAAGAAAAAUAGUGAGAAAAUUAUGAAAGGGGGACACCUGGGUGGCUCAGUCAGUUAAGUGUCUGACUCUUAGUUUCAGCUCAGGUCAUGAUCUCACAGUUUGUGAGUUCAAGGCCACAUUGGACUCUGUGCUGGCAGUGUGGAGCCUGCUUGGGAUUCUCUCUCUCUAUCCCUCUCUCUCUGCCCCUUGGCUGCUCACACACACACUCUCUCUCUCUCUCUCAAAAUAAAUAAAUACACUUAAAAAAAAGAGAAAAUUAUUAAAGGAAAAAAUUUUUCACAGGUAAAUACAAACUUAAUAAAAGUCAUAGAUUAAUGAUUUAUAAAAACACUAUGGAGGAGUGCCUGGGUGGCUCAGUUGGUUAAGUGCCCGACUUCGGCUUAGGUCAUGAUCUUGUGGUUCAUGAGUUUGAGCCCUGCAUCAGGCUCUGUGCUGACAGCUCAGAGCCUGGAGGAUGCUUCAGAUUCUGUGUCUCCCUCUCUCUCUGCCCCACCCCUGCUUGCAUUCUUGUCUCUCAAAAGUGAAUAAACGUUAAAAAAAUUUUAAAAACAGUAUGGAGAUUAAAGCACAAAAGGAAUAAGAUCAAUUAUAUGUAUAAAAGUCAAUCAAGGGACUCACAAAAUAAAAGGAUAGAAAUUAUGACAUCAUAUAUGUAAAACAUGAGGAGAGAGUAAAAAUGUAGGGCUUUAGAAUGGGUUUAAACCUAAGCAACCAUCAACUUAAUAUAGACUGCUAUAUGCAUGGGAUGUUAUAUGUCAACCUAAUGGUAACCACAGAUGAAAAGCUGGAAACCUAUAACAGAUAUGUGAAAAAUAAAGAGAAAGUAAUCCAAGCAUAUUACUAAAGAAAGCCAUCAAACCACAAGGGAAGAGAGUAAGAGAAGAAGGGAACAGAGGAACUACAAAAACAACCAUAAAACAAGUAACAAAAUGACAGUAAGUACAUACCUAUCAAUAAUUACAUUGAAUGUAAAUGAACUAAAUGCUUUACUCAAAAGACAGAGGUGACUGAAUAGAUAAAAAAGCAGGACUCAUCUCUGCUGCAUACAAGAGACUCACUUCAGACCUGAAGUCACUUGCAUAUUGAAAGUAAAGAGAUAGAAAAACAUUUACCAUACAAAUAGAAACAAAAAGAAACCCAGGUAUAAGUAUAGCAAUACUUAUAUCAGGCAAAUGAAUUUUAAAACAGACUGUAACAUGAGAUAAAGAAGGAUACCGCACAAUAAUAAAGGGAACGAUUUAACAAGAAGAUAUAACAAUCACACCCAACAUGAGAACACCCAGAUACAACCAUUUACAGAUAUAAAAGAACAAAUUGAUAGUAAUAUACUUUUAGUAGGGGGCUUUAACACUCCACUUAACAUCAGUGGAUGGAUCAUUAGACAGAAAAUCAACAAAGAAACAAUAGCUUUGAAUGACACUUUGGUUUAGAUGGAUCUAACAGAUAUAUUCAGAACAUUCCAUCCAAAACAGCAGAAUACAUCAUCUUUUCAAAUGUACAUGGAAUCUUCUCCAGAAUAAAUCACAUAUUAGAUUACAAAACAAGUCUCAACAAAAUCAGAAAAGAUUAAAAUCAUAUUAGAACAGAAAUAAGUGAAAAAGAGUCUAAACAACAGUAGAAUAGAUCAAUGAAACCAGGACAUAGUUCUUUGAAAGGAUAAAUAACAUUGAUUAACCAUUAGUCAGACUCAUCAAAAAGAGAGAGAGAAAAAACUCAAGUAAAAUCAGAAAUGAGGAGAAAUAACAACCAACACAACAGCAAUACCAAGGAUUAUAUAUAAUACAAAGGAUUAUGCAUUAUACAUGAAAAAUUAUAUGUCAAUGUUUGGACAACCUAGAAGAAAUGAAUAAAUUCCUGGAGACUUUAACCUUCUAAAACUGAAUCAGGAAGAAAUAGAAAAUUUGAACAGACUGAUUACUAACAAUAAAAUGGGAUCAGUAAUCAAAAACUCUCAACAAAUGAAAGUCCAGGAACAGAUGACUUUGCAGGUGAAUUCAACCAAAUAUUUAAAGAGUUAAUACCUCUUCUGCUCAAACUAUUCCAAAAUUUAGAAGAGGAAGGAAAAUUUCCAAAAUAAUUCCAUGAGGCCAGCAUUACCCUGAUACCAAAACCAGAUAAAGACACUACAAAAAAGAAAACUACAAGGCCAAUAUCUCUGGUGAACAUAGAUGCAAAAAUCUUCAACAAAAUAUUAGCAAACCGAAUCCAAUAAUACGUUUAAAAAAUCAUCCACCACAAUUAAGUGGGAUUUAUUCCAAGGAUGCAAGGUGGUUCAAUAUUUGCAAAUCAACCAAUGUGAUGCAUCACAUUAACAACAUAAAGGAUAUAAAACCAUAUGAAUAUCUCACUAGAUGCAGAAAGAGCAUUUGAAAGUACAAGAUACAUUCAUGAUAAACUCUCUCAACAAAGUAGGAUUAGCGGGAACAUACCUCAAUUUAAUGAAAGCCGUAUAUGAGAAACCCAUAGCUAACAUCAUACUCAAUGGUGAAACACUGAAAACUUUUCCUCUAAGAUGAGGAAUAAGACAAGGAUGUCCAUUCUCACCACUUUUAUUCAACAUAGUACUGGAAGUCCUAGCCACAACAAUCAGACAGGAAAAAAAUAAAAGGCAUCUAAAUUGAUAAGGAAGAAGUAAAACUUUCAGUAUUUGUGGAUAGCAUGAUACUGUAUAUAGAAAACCGUAAAGACUCCACCAAAAUAUUGCUAGAACUGAUUAAUGAAUUCAGUGAAGUCACAGGAUACAAAAUCAACAUACAAAAAUCUGUUACAUUACUAUACACUAAUAAUGAAGUAACAGAAAUUUUGAAAUAGUCUCAUUUACAAUUGAACUACCAAGGAAUAACAUAUGUAGGAGUAAACUGAACGAAGGAGGUGAAAGACCUGUAUUCCAAAAACUAUAAAACUCUGAUGAAAGACAUUGAGGAUGAUAUAAGCAAAUGGAAAAAUAUUCCAUGCUCAUGGAUUGGGAGAACCAAUAUUGUUAAAAUGUCCAUACUACCUAAAGCAAUCUAUAGAUUUAAUGCAAUCAAUCUCUAUAAAAAUACAAACAAUAGUUUUCACAGACCUAGAACUAAUAAUCAUGAAAUUUGAAUUUUAAAUUAAAAAAACUUUUUUUAAUGUUUGUUUAUUUUUGAGAGAGACAGAGCAUGAGUGGAUGAGGGGCAGAAGGAGAGAGAGACAGAGAAUCUGAAGCAGGCUCCAGGCUCUGAGCUAUCAGCACAGAACCUGACAUGGGGCUCAAACCCAUGAACUGUGAGAUCAUGACCUGAGCCAAAGUCGGAGCUUAACUGACUGAGCCACCCAGGCACACCUAAAUAAUCCUGAAAUUUGUAUGGAACCACAAAAGACCUCAAAAAGCCAAAGCAAUACUGAAAAAGAAGAACAAAACUGGAGGUAUCACAAUCCCAGAUUUAAAGAUAUGCUACAGAGCUGUAGUAAUCAAAACAGUAUGAUACUAUCACAAAAAUAGACACAUAGAUCAACAGAAUGGAUUAGAAAGCCAAGAAAUAAGCCCACACCUUUAUGAUCCAUUAAUCUACAACAAAGGAGCCAAGAAUAUACAAUGGGAAAAGUUCUCUUCAACAAAUGGUGUUGGGAAAACCGGACAGCUACCUGCAAAAGAAUGAGACAACUUUCUUAUACCACACACACACACACACACACACACACUCAAAAUAGAUUAAAGACCUAAAUGUGAGACCCAAAACCAUAAAAUUCCCAGAAGAAAACAUAGGCAGUAACCACUUUUACACUAGUCAUAGAAACAUUUUUUUUAGAUAUGUCUCCUUUGGCAAGGGAAACAAAAACAAAGUUAAACUAUUUGGACUAUACCAAAAUAAAAAGCUUUUGCCUAGUGAAGGAAACCAUCAACAAAACAAAAGGGCAAUCUACUGAAUAGGAGAAGAUAUUUACAAAUGACAUAUCUGAUAAGGGGUUAAUAUCUAAAACAUACAAAGAACUUCUACAGUAACACCAAAAAUCCCACAAACGAUCCAAUUAAAAAUAGGCAAGGACACGAAUAGACAUUUUUCCCAAAAAGACAUGCAGAUGACCAAAGACAUGUGAAAAGAUGCUCAACAUCACUAAAUCAUCAGGGAUGCAAAUCAAAACACAAUGAAUGGGGUGCCUGGGUGGCUCAGUUGGUUGAGCAUAUGACUUCAGCUCAGGUUAUAAUCUCAUGGUUUGUGAGUUUGAGCCCCACAUCAGGCUGUCGGCUGUCAGCAGAGAGCCCACUUUGGAUCCUCUGUCCCCUCUCUCUUUGCCCCUCCCCCACUCGCUCAAAAAUAAAUAAGCAUUAAAUAAAAACAACAAUGAAAUAUCACCUCACACCUGUCAGAGUGACUAAAAUGAAAAACACAGGAACAAUAACAACAGCAACAAGUGUCAGUGAGGCUAUGGAGGAAAAGGAACCCUCAGGCACUGUUAGUGGGAAUGUAAACUGGUGUAGCCACUGUGGAAAGCAGUGUGGAGGUUCCUAAAAAGAUAAAAAAUAAAAAAUGCCAUAGAUGAAUGGAUAAGGAAGAUGCAAAACCAUGGAAAAGAAUGAAAUCUUGUCAUUUGCAACAAUACAGGUGCAUCUGGAGGGUAUAAUGCUACAUAAGUGAAAUAGUCAGAGAAAGACAAAUACCAUGUGCUUUCAUGUGUAUAUGGAACUUAAGAAACAAAAUAAAUGAACAAUGGAAAACAGAGACAAAAAAAAAUAAGACUUUUAAAUAUAUAUUAUAAACUGGUGGUUGCCAGAGGGAUGUGGGUGAGAAGAUGGAUGGAUAGGUGAAGGGGAUUAAGAGUACACUUAUCAU
Neofelis nebulosa (Clouded leopard) is the source of this 10781-nucleotide messenger RNA. It is a transcript of the gene ZMAT4, whose product is annotated as zinc finger matrin-type 4. The record is from RefSeq and is a predicted model, not a curated record. Gene Ontology annotation, molecular function: zinc ion binding; nucleic acid binding. Bases 198 to 1202 code for a protein of 334 amino acids. The transcript is spliced from 7 exons. Lineage: Eukaryota; Metazoa; Chordata; Mammalia; Carnivora; Felidae.